Oldenlandia corymbosa var. corymbosa is the source of this 618-nucleotide messenger RNA. Lineage: Eukaryota; Viridiplantae; Streptophyta; Magnoliopsida; Gentianales; Rubiaceae. The record is from the annotation of a GenBank genome assembly.
AUGGGUUCCAAAAACACCCAAGUCCUAGCCAUACUUCUCAUCUCUCUUGUCUGUUUAACUUAUCAAUCCACAUAUCCACCACCAUCUCCUAAACCUAAGUCUCCUCCACCACCUCAUAAGGCAACUCCUCCACCGCCUCAUAAAGCUAGCCCUCCACCUCCUAAACCUAAAUCUCCUCCACCACCUCAUAAGACAGCUCCACCACCACCUCAUAAAGCCAGCCCUCCACCUCCUAAACCUAAAUCUCCUCCGCCACCUCAUAAUGCAACUUCGCCAUCACCUCAUAAAGCCACCCCUCCACCUCCGAAACCUAAAUCUCCUCCGCCACCUCAUAAGGCAACUCCCACACCACCUCCGAGCCCUGCGCUAAAUUGUACAAAGAAUGUACACGAAUUCAGUGUGUGCUCGGGACUCUUUAAGAAAGGGAAGGGGAUCGGAAGUGAUAGAAAAUGCUGUUCUCUUUUGAAUGGACCUGAAGCUGCCAGUUGUUUUUGCAAGGCCAUCAAAUUGAAAGUGUUCAACACUCCAAACUUAACAUCUCCAGUUGCCAUUUAUAAGGUCUACAAGUACUGUAACAAGAGCCCCCCGAAUGGUUUCAAAUGUCCCUCAAAACCAUGA